Carcharodon carcharias (great white shark) is the source of this 2283-nucleotide messenger RNA. It is a transcript of the gene tm2d3, whose product is annotated as TM2 domain containing 3. The transcript is spliced from 7 exons. Lineage: Eukaryota; Metazoa; Chordata; Chondrichthyes; Lamniformes; Lamnidae. Bases 55 to 837 code for a protein of 260 amino acids. The record is from RefSeq and is a predicted model, not a curated record.
CGGCUGUGAUUGGCGACUUAGUCCAGGGAGGCCAUCGGCUCCAGGUCGGGCGCGAUGGCGGUGUGGAAGCUUCUGGAUCGGUUUUUGGUUUUGUGGCAGUUGCUCGGGCUGCUGAGGGGCGAUUCCCUGAGCACCAAGGAACCUGACGGAAUGCUGUCACCCAAAGAUGCUGUAUUUCCAUCCACCCUAGGCACCACGCCUGCUCAUCUAGCAGACUCAAUAACCACAGAACCGUCUUACCUGUCAAAGUGCCCCAGUGCUGGAUUGUGUGUCAAAUUGGACCCAGUUUGUAUGAAUUGUAUGCAGCUUUGGAACUGCACCUAUGGAAAGGAUGUAUCAUUCAACUGUACAGUCAAGCCACGUGUACAUUGCACAGAUGAAAAUAAGGUGGAACAGAAAACAUUUCAAAUUACAAUGAUCUGCCGGUUCUGUUGGCAGCUGCCACCUACUGAGUACCAGUGCAAAGAAACCACCAAAUGCAAGACAGUGCAGUGCCCGCGAGAAUAUUUCAUUUCCAACUGCACGACUUUGGAACAUGUGCAUUGUCUUGGUAAUCGUACGUUUCAAAAGAAGAUGUAUUGCAAUUGGACAGGGGGUUACAAAUGGUCAACUGCUUUGGCUCUAAGCAGUGACUUACUUGGAGCCUUGUCGAAUAACUUCUGGAAGUCUUAUUUAACCAACAUCCAUAGACACUUCCUUAUCUACCGUGUCAAUUACCUCAAAAAAAAUUCAGCAUCACAUUGGGAGGGUUUGGAGCUGAUCGCUUCUAUUUGGGCCAGUGGAAGGAGGGUCUUGGCAAACUCUUCAGCUUCGGAGGGCUUGGAAUAUGGACGUUGAUUGAUGUGCUGCUGAUUGGGAUUGGAUAUGUUGGUCCUGCAGACGGCUCUCUGUACAUCUGAGCUGAAGAAGAAGCCUUGCCCCGCGACGGCCCUGAAUUGUACAAGUGACAGCGCCAUACGGAAUUAUGGAACAACAGUUGCUGGAAAGUGAUGGGAAAGCGUGCUGCUGUUGUGUGCACUAUUUGUACGGAGAUAAUUUUCAAGAUGAUUUGUGGACAAUUCAACCAGAUGCAUUGGCUUCCUGUUGCUUCCAGGUUUUGUUGGCUAAUGAUCACUGAAAUGACCAGUGAAGACAUCCCUGGGACCCUGUUGUGGUUUGUUGCUUUUUCCACUGAUUAUUCCCUUGAUUUGUGCAGAUUUUGAUUGAGUCCUUCUGUGGAGGGCUGCAGACAAUUUGGUAUGGCAAGGAUCCAAUAUUUUCAAGAAAAACACUGAUUCAAAGUAAUGAUCCUGUCAAGAAGUGGAAUUUCACAAAAAAAGGAAUUCCCUGGACAUGAACAGUGCUGAAAAAGUUUGAAGUUGUUUGGCACUUUAUUACAACUUUUUCUAUAAGUUACGUUUCACUCGAGAUAAUAGAAAAAAAGCAAAUAAAGAGUGGUGAAUGGUGGUAGGGUAAUCACAGGACUGCACAUCACCAAAUUGUGGGCUUUUUCAGCCCAGCAAACUGGGCUGUUUACUGGAAUUGUUGUGCCAUGAUGAAAGCACAAUAACUUCUGAUACGUCGCACAACAUGGUGAGAGGGUGGAAGGGUGUACCUUUAGAAUUGAGAUGGAUACCUGUUUGCUUCCAUUUCAGUUCAGUGUCGAAAAGUAACCUCUGACUUAAUUGCACGUGGCUGUGUGCUAGGUUACGUGCCUGAGAGUAACACACAACUAAUGCAGUCUGGAUUGAGCUUAUCUGACCUUUUGCUCUGGGAACUCAAAACCAUGGGAGAACUGUUACUAUGCUUCUGACAGCACCAGAAUGUUGGCCAGAGAGUGGAAUUAGCAGAUGCAUACAAUAAUGGGAACCCCCUUGUGUGGCAUGGGAGAGCAGGAGAAGAGUGAUCUAACCAUUAGAAUAAUCUAAUAUAAUGAUGCAUCCUUGUGUAAAUAAUCAAAUAUCAAAAUGAAACUCCAGUCUCAGGCACUGUUGCAGCAAACUGAGCUGUAAUCUGAUUUCGAUGCAGCUGAUAAUCCUUUUCUAAGACAUGUAGUGAAGUAGGAUAAAUUGAUCACUAAUUUCAACCAUCUGCAGCCUGGUACAGGUGUUUCAAACCAUCUUAAAAAUCAGCAGGAAAAUUAUGGUAAAUUCUUAUUUAUACACUUUUAUCAAGAUGGCUGGUCUUCUGUGAUUACUAAUAUUGCCUGAGCUACAGGUAGCUGGAUUGAGACGAAGGGAUUUACUGUACUGUAUUCUUACAAAAAUGUGAAAAUAAACAUUGCUGUAUCAAUAUUACCCAUAA